Molecule: messenger RNA, 5736 nt
Organism: Cherax quadricarinatus
Lineage: Eukaryota; Metazoa; Arthropoda; Malacostraca; Decapoda; Parastacidae
Source: RefSeq, a predicted model, not a curated record
AACAAGUAACCAUCUCAGACCACUAAUUACCCAACAAAAGGCUGCAGUUAGAAUAACAAAUUCUCACUACAGGCAGCACACUCCACCAAUAUUCAAUACACUCAACCUACUCACCAUACAAAACAUCCAUACUUAUUACUGCACCUAUUACAUACAUAGAACACUCAACUCUGAUAUUAACCCUCCCCUCAAACAUCUCCUUGCCAACCUCAACAGAACACAUGACCAUAACACAAGGCACAGAUCACUCUUUGAUAUUCCUCGUGUCCAUCUCACGCUAUGCAAAAACUCAAUGCACAUAAAAGGCCCUAAAAUCUGGAAUUCAUUACCUGUAAAUAUAAAAGAAACACUACCUGUUUGUAAAUUCAAGUCUCUUCUCAAAGAUCAUUUACUCACCCAAAACCAAAUAAAUACUGAAUAACUGAACCUUAUAAAUUGUAUAUCUUAAAUGUUUCUCACAAUUAUAUCACAUAAAUGUUAAACCUAAAACCCAAUCUAACUUUAUUAUUUUUUAAAUACACUACCUAAAAGAAUACUCCAUUCUACUGAAUUUACAACAAUGCAUGCAACCAUAUGACCUGUCUUUGUAAUACUCACUUGUGCUUUAUAGUAAUCUGUUUACAUUAAUGUUUUUCACUGAUUUCAUCAUUGCUUAGUUAAUCUUAAGUUAAUUUUAAGCCAGCCCGUAAUGCUAUGCAUAGUAUAAGUGGCUUUGGCAUGCUGCUCUUAUCUGUAUUUUUUUGUACCUCUGUAUGUGUGCUCAAAUUAUAAAUAAAUAAAUAAAUAAAUAAAUAAAUAAAUAAAUAAAGUCAGUCAGUAAGUCGGUCAACCAAGUCAGUCAGUCAAGUCAGUAAGUCAGUCAGCAACACUGGUAUGCCUACUGGGUGUCAUGACUGCUUGGCAGAUACAAGAUAUGGUAAUUAAAAGAUCAAAACACAAUUCACAAACAGCUAGCUUGUAGGAGAGAAGUGGAACUGAACAUGUAAGCUGGGAUGGUGUUGGGAGUGUCAGGGGAUGGCAGGAGGUCUCCCCUGCUGACCCACAACAAGGCGGCUACUUGAGGUAUGGAAUGGCCACCACUACUUGCCACAUGACAUAUUUUAUUCAUUCUAGAGUAUAUAUCAGGUUUCUAUAUUAUUUACAUUGUUUAAUAUGUCAUAUUAGAUGAAUUGUGAUAGGUAAAUAAGCUGUAGAGUUGAUAUUAUUGUCAUAUUCCUGCCUCCUGAGAGCAGGAAAUCUGCUGGAACAGGGUAAUUGCAUUUCAUUUAAAUGAGGAAAAUUUACUAACCAUACGAGCAGAUCGGGAUACGAGCAAGGUCAUGGAACAGAUUAAACUCAUAAGCUGAGGUUCCACUGUACCCAUUUAGACUCUUUAUCGACCUUAAGAAAGUUUUUGAUACAGUAGAUCACAGCAUCCCACUCCUCAAGCUUGAUCAUUAUGGUAUAAGAGGCCAUGCACUUAUCAAGUCCUACAUUACUAACAGAAAGCAAUAUGACUCUGUCAAGGAUGUAACCUCCUCAACAAGACCCCUGGAUACUGGUGUACCACAGGGUAGCAUUCUUGGCGCCCUCCUUUUCCAUUUAUACAUCAACGAUCUUCCAAACGUAUCACAACAACUUACGCCUAUUCUCUAUGCUGAUGACAUGGCUUUUGUCAUCUUUCACCCAAAUCUAGCCUCACUCAACACUAUUGCUAAAAAUAGCAACCUGAGUGACUGUCAAUAAACUUAACACUUAACCCUUUGACUGUCAACCCCAAAUCCUGAAGUGUCUCGUGGUGUCGCAAAAUAUUUGAGAGAAAAAAAAAAAAAAAAAAAAAAAAAAAAAAAUCUAAUGAAAUGAUAGAGAAUCUUUUCCUGGUGAUAAUGACACCAAAAGUAUUAAAUUUGAUGGAAAACUUAUGGAAUUAUGCUCUCGCGAAGUUAGUGACCCUUGCGACAUUUAUGCACUGGUGAUUUUGCCCACUUUGAGCCCUAUUUUCGGCCAAUUCCAUUGUCCCAGUCCACCAAAUUCAUAGCUAUUUCUUUAGAACUACAUUUUUUAUAUCGAUUGAGUACAAGAAACUGCCCAUUUACAGAUUUCAACUACCCAAUAACGUGGUCAGAAAUUGGCAAUUUGGCCAAUUUCAAGCAAAUUAAAAAAUGUCAUUUUCAAAAUAGGAUCCAGAAUGAACAAUGCAGACAUUCCUGGCACUAAAAUAACAUCUUCUCUGUUUAUCAGUCAUGUCUCCUGGCCCCUGUUACAAUACUCUUGUUUUCUAUUAUGAAUUUUUAUUCACACAGAAAAUAGAAGAUUUACUGUUAUGCAAACUACUGCAACAUUGUAAUAGUUGUAUAAAUAAUGUCAACCCAUUCAUGACUGCAUAUUAGAAUGGCUAGUUGCACAUUUAUUGGACAAUGACAUCAUUUGUUUACUCUUGAACAUUGGCAAAAAUUGAACAUUUCUGCCACUUUGAGCUCCAUUUCAAGAUAUUUUCAUUGGAAAACCAAUCAAAAUCACUUUUAUUUAUAUAAAAUGUUUUCCAUUCUAUGAAAUGAGACCUAGAAAACAAGAAUACAACCAUAAAUACUAUACAAAAAUACACCUCAAAGUUGGCGUUUUAAUCCAAAAACACGGUCGGAGUUUUUUUUAGUCUCAUUAUGCACUGCGUGCUGCAGGAUUUUAUUUAUAUUGCGCACACUGCCCAUACAAACCCAUUCUCUCACAUGUGGGCCUACUAGCUUUCUCCUGCUUGAUUUGAAGCCACUAGAAUUUUUGAGUAUAUAUACAGUAUGUCAAACACAUUGGUUCAUAAGACGUAUAUAUAUGAUCAAAACAGUCAAAGGGUUAAUACAGAUAAAACCUAUUACAUUAUGUUUGGGAGUAGAAUAAGUGAGGUCAAACUAAACAUUAUGCUUAACACCUUAUUGGUAAACAUAAAGAGGAAAAAUUCCUGAGUCUGCACAUUGAUGGCAAUCUGAAAUUCAAAACCCAUAUCCAAUGCAUAAUAAAAAAAGUUUUUAAAACAGCUGGCAUCUUCUCAAAGAUACAUUAAUAUGUACCACAAAUAGUACUACUUACACUAUACUAUUCACUGAUAUACCCCUACCUCACCUAUGCUAUUUGUGCCUGGGGUUCCACAAUGACAUAUCACCUAAAACCAAGCUGCCUUGUUGUGGGUCAGCGGGGGAGACCUCCCGCCAUCCCCCAACACUCCCACACUCCCAGCACCACCAUCCCAGCUUCGUGAAUACAUGUUCAAGAAAUAGCAUGUUGCCUCUCAUUCACUGGUUUGACUGAACCUUGUUAAGCCAUAUCUCAACACAAUAUCAACCAUGUACAGUGCUGUAGUAUAGUAGAAUUUACCCUUAUUUAAUCCAUACAUGUAUUUUCAUAUCUAUUAGUGAAUAACAGUAAUUAAUUCCCAGUUACUUAAGACACAUUAGGUGCUAUUUAAGGCACUAAUUCAGGUGCUAAAGUGUGUUAUUUUCUUUGUUUUACCUUCAUAUUCAGUAGCUCCAUUAUUUUUAGAAUAAAAUAAUUAUUUUAGCUCACAUAUUCGUAUUUGCUAGUGGUUUAACAUCAAUUGCUUUUUGUUUUUUAAUAAUUGUAACGGCUAUUUCUCUACAUACCCCUUAUGAAUGCAAUUAUCGAUCCUGAUAUCAACCUCUUAUUCAACUGCACACAUAAUCCUAACAGUAAUUGCCAUUACUACACUGCCAGUCAGGCUAAUACCCUUCUCAGUGUCAGCAAGAACAUUACAGUCUUCAACUAUAAUGUUAGAUCAUUGAGUAAACACUAUGAUGAUCUCAUUGGAUUACUGAAGUCUCUAAAUGCUACUAUAACUUUCAUUAUACUUACUGAAACCUGGUUCAUACAAGAGUUGACAGACAUAUUUACCAUACCUGGUUACACAGCCAUACAUAACUGCAGGCCUGACCAAUCAGGAGGAGGCACUGCCAUCUAUUACUCUGAUGAACUAGAAUGUAUGAAAUCAACUAAUGUACAGGACGAAAAUGGCAAAUACAUAAUAGCUGCAUUCAAAUCAAGAACACUUAAGAAACCUAUAACAGUUGGCACAGUCUACAGACUACCACACACAAAUACUUACACUUUUAGCAGUAACCUUAGAAACAUGAUAAUUGAGUCAGAGUUGAAUAAACACCAUCUGAUACUAACAGGAGAUUUCAUCAUAAACCUCAUCCAAGCAACUGACCCUCCAGUAGCUGAUUUCACAAAUACUGUGAACAACAGCUUGUUGCUAUCCUCUAUAAUGAAGCCGACAAGAAUCUCUGAGACAAGUGCCUCAUUAUUUGACCAUAUCUGGACAAACACGAUAUCCCCACUACAAGCAGGUAUAAUCACAGACAACACCACAGAUCACUACCCUACCUUUCUCAUAACCAACUUAUCUAAAUUACCUCAAGAAACAAGAAAGAUCUCAUUUCGCCUGCAUGAUGAGACAUCGAUAAACAUAAAACUAGCACUAGGUGCCAACUGGCAGAGAGAGCUAGCUGACAGUACUAUCGAUAAAGAUGUCAAAAAUUUUUUACAUAAAACCCUAAACCUCUAUAACAAGCAUUGUCCAAUCAAAAUGAAACGGAUCACAGAAAAGAGAUAAACAGCACAUGGCUAACAAAAAGUAUCCUCAAAUCUAUUAAUAAAAAACACCAAUUUGAAAAACAGUUCAGAUUAGGUCUAAUUACUAAAAGAUACACAUCAAUACUCACAAAACUAAUACGAAAAUCAAAGCAAAUGUAUUAUGAAAAUAGAUUUAGUGAAAUAAAAGUUGAUAUGAAAAGUACCUGGCAAACACUCUCCAAAAUUUUGGGCUCUAGGAAAACAUCUGGAAAUAGAGAGAUAAACUUAACUAAACCAGAUGAACCUCACAUACAACCUACAGAUACGGUCGAUAAUUUUAAUGUUUUCUUCUCUACUGUAAGAUCAAAGCUAGCAAGUCAAAUUCCUACCUCAAAUACCCAGCCGAAUGAGUACCUCACUGGCAACUACCUCAAUACUCUAUUUCUAGCUCCAACUAAUUCCACUGAAGUCUCACUCAUCUUUAAAUCAUUAAAGAACAAAGCAGGUGAUCUAGAUAACUUGCCACCAUUCAUAUAUAAAAAAGCUGCACAUGAGCUGUCACCCAUUAUUGCAACAAUGUUUAACAAAUCUGUAGCAUCCUCAACCUUCCCAUCUACGUAUACUCAAGACAGCAUGGGUCACCCCAAUCCACAAAGGAGGUGAUCCAACUGACUUGAACAACUAUAGACUCAGAUGAAAUUAAGACACAUGUGCAACAUCUGGGUAUCUUUAUUGUAGACGUUUCGCCAUCCAGUGGCUUUAUCAAUACAAAUUCCAGGACAUAACUUGAAGACAGUAGAACUAUGUACAGAAGAUGAGGUAAUCAGCCCCUCAACCUUGGAGUAGGUGCAAAGAGCACCAUAGUCGUGGAGAUUCUGAAGCAGAAGCAAGGCGCCUGAUGCUUAUAUACUAACGUCAGGUGGAAAUGGGACGGGUAGCAGAUGAGGGCAUAGUCACUGGUAGGCGGGAUUCACCAGUGGAAGUAGGUCCUACCCAAAGAGAUGGGUUAGUUGUAGUAGUAGUCGUGAAGGCUAUGUACAUGUCCUCAGAAUCAAGACUCCAUGAUAAUGCAGUGUGACAAGUUGUGCAAGAAUGGUAUACAUUACCGACAAGAUGAAAUUAAGACACAUGUGCAACAUCUGGGUAUCUUUAUUGUAGACGUUUCACCAUCCAGUG